AUGUCUGAACCCGGCUACCAUGCAGAAAACCACCCAAGGCACGUCGAUCGCAAAGCCCUGUACACCGAUCUAGAGGCACGGAUCGAUUAUUUGCAGAAAUUCCUUGACUUUAAUGCCGACGAUGUCGCAACUCUCGUCCGGGGCGCCAAAUAUGUCAAGGCCCUGGCUCCUACUGUGGUGGACAAGGUGUAUAUGAAACUUCUAGAGUUUGAUAUCACGGCGCGUGUCUUCCGCACUCGGAACACUGCGGUAGAAGAAGAACCAGACGACUAUCCUACCCUCAAUAGCCCGGCAGUUCAGCGUCGCCGUCAGUUUCUCCGCUGGUAUAUGACGAAAUUAUGUUCCGAUCCAACCAAGCCUGAAUUCUGGAGAUACUUGAACCAAGUCGGACGCAUGCACUAUGGGAAGGAACGGCUACACUCGUUGAAUGUCGAGUACAUCCAUAUCGGCGCCUGCCUUGGCUUCAUCCAAGACAUCGUCAUGGAGGCAGUUCUGACAUACGAAAAGCUCACGCUGCCGUUCCGGAUAGCGCUAGUCCGAGCUCUGGGCAAGGUGAUAUGGAUUCAGAACGAUCUCUUUGCGCGGUGGCGUCUUCAUGACGGGGAAGAGUUCGAAGAAGAGAUUGAGUCGUCGCAUAAGCAACAAGAAGCUGCUCCUCAAGUCACACCUAAGCCCAGCUCGACAUACUUGCGAACCGAUGGAUCGUCUUGCGUGAAGACCUCGACAGCCAGCUCGACGUCCUCUUCCGAAUUUGCCAGUCUCUUUUCGGAAACGUCAUCGCUCGAGACCACUCCAUCUCCACCCACCAUUUCAGCCCCCACGCAAUAUGCGCAACGGUCGGCGUGUCCGUUCUCUAACGGCCCCAAGCAAGGCGUCGAGACCAAGGUCUGGUCUAGCGCGUGGAAUUCCGGAUCCGUCGGAUCUGGAGGCACUCGACGCUAG
Molecule: messenger RNA, 942 nt
Organism: Aspergillus luchuensis
Lineage: Eukaryota; Fungi; Ascomycota; Eurotiomycetes; Eurotiales; Aspergillaceae
Product: protoglobin family protein
Exons: 3
Coding region: 1-942 (313 amino acids)
Molecular function (GO): heme binding; oxygen binding
Source: RefSeq, a predicted model, not a curated record